GUUCAUGGCAAUAGGUUUCAAGGGUCUAGCAACCAACAGUCAGAUGAAGAAUUAAACGCAGACGCACAGCAGACUGGAGCAAAAUAUCAGCAGUUGAACCAAGUGUAUAUUGCACCAUCUCCCAAUGCAGAGAUCAUCAAUCAAGCUGCAGCAGCAGUCGUUGAAGCACAGCAGAGAGAGAGUUCAAUGCGCACCGAGGCAGAAAGGGUUGUUUUGACCACUCAGGCCCAGGCUGCGCAGAGGGAAAGUUCUCUGAGAUCUGAGGCUGAAAGGGUUGUCCUGACGACUCAGGCAGAGGCCGAAAGGGCGCUCCUAACCACUCAGGCACAAGCUGCUCAGAGGGAGAGUUCCCUCCGUUCUGAGGCAGAGAGAGCUGUUUUGACGACUCAGGCACAGGCCACUGAGGCCGUGGCAUCCAUGCGACUUGAAUUUGAAUCGCGGGAGAAGGGUUUGUUGGAUGAAAUUUAUCGCUUGCGUUCACUUGUUGCUGGUAGUAUGGACAUUCGAGACCAAAUGAGCCCCAAUGGCACGGAUUUGAACAACAAAAUUGACCAGUUAAUUCAGCGUAUGACUUCCUUUGAGUCCCAGAUGUUAGAAAGAAUGACCACCUUUGAGAAGGAUCUUGCUACCAUUUGGCAGAGAGUGUUAGCGCUUGAAACCUGGGAAAUUAAUGAACACGUUCCCGAACAUGACACUGAUGAGGAGCUGGUUCCUGGUUUCCAGGCCACCUCUCAACCUGUCUCUCCGGCCAGAGUCCAACGACCACCUGUCCAGCCUAGGGUCGAUCAGGGUUCAGGCAAUGAGCAGGAUGCUUCUGUUACCACUUUGAAAGACGCUUGCCUUAGAUGGAAGGACGUGUCGUCCAUUCGAAUGCUGGCACUGCCGGAAUCGGCUGGCGCCCUCAGGAUUCAAGCACACUUAGAAGAAAUGAUGUCAAAUGGAAUCAGUCUUCGAGGGCGGCCCUUGUUGAACCUCGUCAUUCGAGAGUUUGAUUUGGACUCUGCUCUCGGAAGUGUUGUGUCCUUUGUAGAGCUGUUCCAACUCCAAGCACCAGAAUCAGACCUCCAAUCUUUGGUUGCUUUCAGGGAUAAGGUUCAGUUUAUCAUGGGGCAGCUUCCAAUCAAUGAAAGGAAGGUGUUUGCAUAUUCUUCCCGAAAGGGUUGUGUAGGAGUUUCUAGCACGCAUGUGCCCGAGUCCCGCAACUUUGAAGUUGAGUGGGCACUCGAUUCUGGGGCUGGCGAAGAUCUUGCAUCGCUCCGUGCCUUCUGCAAUCAGGGGGUUCCGGAGGAUUGGGUCAAGGGUUUUGAAACGGUAUCCAAUGUCCCACUGACAUUUGAAACUGGCGGUGGCCCAAAGGCUGCCACCAACACUAUUGGGGUUUCAGGGGACAAGGCCAAGUUGAGAGCCCACGCCCAUAGGCGCUUUAAGAACCAGGCUGAAGCCCAACGGAUUGCGCAGGCCAUCGAGGCUCCAAAAGCCUUCCUGCAGGCGAUUGCCAUUGACCACUUGGAGUCUACCGAAGAGGGAUCCAAUGGUGAGCUCUACGCUUUGAUCUGCGUGGACCUUUAUUCAGGCAUGAUUGAAAGGUUUGAGCAAGUGGCUGAAUUGGUGAAGCUUUCCAAAGGGGGUUCGGUCUCUUUUGCAUGGAGCAGGGAUUCAGAGGGCUGGACUGAGCCACGUGUGAUCUCAGUCAUUGAGAGAUUGCUACAUGAUUUUCACACUCAAGAACUUUGUGUCAUGGGAGCUAUCCACAAGCUCUUGACACGAGAAGAGAUGAAAGCCGACCCCUUGGCCUUAAAAGCCAUCUGGGAAGAAGGUCAAGGUGUACGGGAGAAGCAAGUCUGGGACGACACCUCAGUAAUGGAAAAGGCCGACAGGCUUGCUCAGGCCCAAGAACAAAACAAGGUCAUUCACAUCGCUGAUGUCAUGCCCAUUGCAAGUAUCAAAUUUUGGGAAACUCCAUCAAAACGGAAAUAUAAAGGUAGGCUUGUUUUCCGAGGAGAUCAGGUUCGCGAUUCAUGGGGUGGGGCUGCGCAAUUUGGUGCCAUGUUCAGCACACCCACCAACAUUCAAGCUAUAAAUUUAGCAAUCUACUACGGUCUCCUUGCGGGCAACGUGCUGCGAGCUGCCGAUUGCACACGCGCAUUUCUUCAGGCAAUGCUCCUCAUGGAGGUUAGUACUCCGUAUGUCAACGAGGGCAUGUUGACGCAAGCUGACUAUGAGGUUGAAGGACAAAUCUCACACAAGGCUUCCAGUGUCCUGAUGAAGUUGCUAUGGCUUUGCCAACUGGCCCGGCCGGAUUUGGCAUAUUCCAUCAGUUCAUUAGCUACCCAGGCACAUUUGCUCCGAUUGCAUGGUCAUCAAGAAGGCAGCAGCAUGUCGCACGAAGCACCGCUGAUGCGGAGCUCAACGCGCUUAGCGAGG
This is a messenger RNA of Cladocopium goreaui, 2424 nucleotides long. The record is from the annotation of a GenBank genome assembly. Lineage: Eukaryota; Dinophyceae; Suessiales; Symbiodiniaceae.